UAUGCUCGCGUGAAGUCUACAGUUGAAAUGCCGGUUUGAUUCUCAAGUCACGAAUUGUUUCGAAUUGCCUACACUUCUUUCUCCAAUCCUUUUUUAUUUCCCUCUGUUAAUUUUGACACAUAACCAUAAUACCGACAACUAUGAUUUCAGUAGACACAGAUAUCAUCACAAUAUCCGAUGAUAAUGAUAAGAAGUUAUCCUACGAAGUCAAUGAAAAAGUGUUAUGUUAUCAUGGUCCAUUAAUUUAUGAAGCUAAAAUUUUGGAUAGAGAUUGGAUGGAUGAAGAUCCUGAGAUGACAGGACCUUAUUACUAUGUGCAUUAUAAAGGCUGGAAAAGAAGUUGGGAUGAAUGGGUGCCAGAAAGUAGAUUGUUAAGGUGGUCUGAGGAGAAUAUAAAGAUGCAGUUAAGAUUGAAAGCAUUAUACCGUACUAAACAAUCACCAAAGACCCAAAAACCUGGUGCCAAUACUUCCAGUAAUGAUCAUGUUGAGGAUAAUACAACAACCUCUGUUGAAAGCAAUGCUAAUAAUAGUAGUUUGGGUAAACGUCGAAGAGAUGCGAAAGCAGAGAAGGAAACAGAUUACUUGAAUAAACCCGAAAUACGAUUGGAUAUACCCGACACGUUGAAAGGACAAUUGGUGGAUGACUGGGAAAAUGUUACGAAAAACCAACAACUGGUAACAUUACCAAGGACUAUCACGAUCAAUGAUUUAUUAGCAAGAUACAAGAAAUUUAAGAAAGAAAGAAAGGGCAAUAGAGACUUGAAUGAGGAAUUAUUGGAUGAAGUUUUGCAUGGCAUUAGUGUCUAUUUUAACAAGGCAUUAGGGUCUAUUUUGUUAUACCGAUUUGAACGCCAUCAAUAUGCUGAUAUCAAAAGGCAGUUCCCUGAUAAGGAUCUAACGGAUAUUUACGGUGCAGAGCAUUUACUGCGUUUGUUUGUUCAAUUACCAGAAUUGGUUGCACAUACGAGUAUGGAUGGAGAUGCCAUUCAAGCUUUGACGGAUUACUUGGUGGAUAUACUUCGCUUCAUGCAAAAGCAGCAGAAAGUAUUAUUUCUACAAGAAUAUGAGAAUGCACCACCGAAUUAUGUUGCUGUAUCUGGCAAUACUUAAACUGAAUGCAACAGCAAUCGACUUCAAAAAUUACUCACGCGUUUUAUGAUCGAUUAUGCUUACUGUUGUAAAACAAAAAAAAAAAAAAAAAAAAAAAAAAAAAA
Mycotypha africana is the source of this 1216-nucleotide messenger RNA. Its product is annotated as MRG-domain-containing protein. The transcript has 6 exons. Gene Ontology annotation, cellular component: NuA4 histone acetyltransferase complex; nucleus; Rpd3S complex. The record is from RefSeq and is a predicted model, not a curated record. Bases 141 to 1112 code for a protein of 323 amino acids. Gene Ontology annotation, biological process: regulation of DNA-templated transcription; chromatin organization. Lineage: Eukaryota; Fungi; Mucoromycota; Mucoromycetes; Mucorales; Mycotyphaceae.